Molecule: messenger RNA, 585 nt
Organism: Cercopithifilaria johnstoni
Lineage: Eukaryota; Metazoa; Nematoda; Chromadorea; Rhabditida; Onchocercidae
Source: the annotation of a GenBank genome assembly
AUGUUGCUUGUAAUCAUCAUGAAAAGAUUUACUGCAGUUUGUUCUUACACAUUGAGAUCAUUCCAAGGCUUUUUUAGAUCAGCUAAAAGUUGGAAAAGUUUAUGGCCAACGGAUAACUCACUUCAUUUGGGUAUGGAGGAAGCAGUAUACCUCAGCGCGGAAAUCUCAGUCUUGCGCAUAUUUGCUGAUGAUGGACAGGAAUGUGUACCGGAUAUUGUCUGGAAGGCAUUUUAUAAUCGUUAUGGAAUUCGAUUUGUAAGGCGUUAUGCAACUUACCGGUAUUUUAAAUGUCAGGGUUGGAUUGUGCGACCUGGCCUUCAUUGUGGGGCGGAUUUCAUGCUUUAUCGUGAUGGGCCUGAAUAUUAUCAUAGCAGUGCAGCGGUACGAAUUGUUUCUACAGAAAGUAGACGCAGUGUGUCAUCUUUUAUCGCACUUAAUAGAGGAUUAAAUAAUAUAAAGAAGACAUUGAUAGAAGUGACCGUUGUUAUUCCUGAGGACUGCAAUAUUCAGAGUAUCGAUUCUGUCCACUGCAUUUCUGUUACACAUACCACCUCUCUCACUUGGAAAACAUCUGAUGAUCGAUGA